CGGAAGCGAUGGCAUGAAAACAAACGCGCCCCAUCCCGCUACAGUUGCACCAGUCGCGUGACGUUACAGACAGUUUUGACCGCCCUCCUGCAGCCAUGAUGAAAGCUCUGGGACAAGUUUUGUUCUCAAGUGGACUGCAGAGCCCCAAAUACUCAGAGGAGGAGAAGAAGGGAGAAGACUAUGAGAUUCGUACCUACCAUGCCACCAAAUGGAUGAGCACCACUCUGAGUGGGAUGCAGUUGGAUGCAGCCAUGAACGCUGGCUUCCGCAGGCUCUUCAGCUACAUUCAAGGCAACAAUCACAACAAGGUGAAAGUGGAGAUGACGGCCCCUGUGACGUGCCGCGUGGACCCUGGAGCCGGCCCCACGUGUGAAUCUCAGUUCACUGUGUCUUUCUACAUCCCAGAGGAGCAUCAGGAGAGUCCACCGGAGCCGAGCGACCCGGAGGUGUUUGUGGAGCACAGGAAAGAGUUCACAGCUUAUGUCAGGACGUUCGGUGGGUUCGCCAACGAGAAAAUGAAGCGCGAAGAGCUCCUGAAACUCAUUGAAAGCCUGCAGAGGGACGGUCUCCAAUAUGUCGACAAGCCGUUCUACGCAGCUGGGUACGACAGUCCCUUCAAACUCACCAACCGAAGGAACGAGGUCUGGGUCCUGAAGAAGACACCAGAGUAGGAAGAGUAAAGGUCAUGCAACACUCUGCGCACUCUGUCAAAUAGGCACAUGGUGAAAGAAAGAAAUCUACAUCAUCAUUUGAUAACACUUAGCACAGCACUUCUUCUUAAUGUCUAAAGGGAAUAUAAGUAAUUGCUUUUGUAGAAACGUGAUAAACAAAAUGGAAGUUUUUAAAGGUCACACUGACAUUUUUCCACAUGUUUGACUGUGUGUUUACUUUGACUGAAAGUUACUGAUUUAAACUCACUGAAGGUCUUCACCAAACAAAUAAUAACAGGAGCUAUCAGAGGUCAUUAUAAACAAAUAAACCUUAAGGGAAAACUGGAUACAGUGGACCAAUAUGUCCAGCAGGUGGAGCCAAGUAGUUAAGAAACAUAUCUCUCAUUUGGUGCAUCCUGUCAUGACAGAAACCACAAGUGCCUCUUUAUGUUUUCAUAACUGUUUUUUUUUAAAUGCACUAAUUUGCUGUUGCUUUUUAUGCAGUAGCUCUUAAAGGGUAAUUUCUGUAUCUUUUUCAACCUGGACCCUAUUUUCUUAUGGCUUUGUGUCGAAAUGACUAAUGGGGACAGCAGUUUUUGAAACUGGUCCAGGACUGAGCGAGAGGGCUGCAGCAAUAUAACCACUCACUGUACAUCCAUUAUAAGUGCUUGUUUUUGCCACUGACAGGCUCAGAUUUUUAUUCUAAGUGUCUGACAACAUUAUGGAGAUGGACCUUUUUGUUGAAGAGUAAGAUCAUUUUGUUUUACCAGAAACUGACCCAGAAUCACCAAACCCACGAGGCUCCAUUUAAAUAAACAGUCAUUUUAUCGCUGUUCCAACAAUCACCAUCUGGUUGAAAUAAACCCUUAAUGCAUCCACUUAGAUGACAAAUAUGCUGCCUCUAUACACGCUAAAGUUAACCUUUAUUUAAAGGGAGUCUGGUAGCUGUGGCGACGGCGAUUUCAGGGCCGUUUCUGGUGAAACAAAACAGAUCUUACCCCUUGUACUUAGAAGCCAGUUCAGCUUACCCAGGAUAUCUUUUCGUUAUCUGGUUUGACUAACCUGUCACAUUAGCUGUCUGGAUAACCGGUACUACAAAGCUGGUUAUCAACUAGUUCAGUCAACUCUGGGUUUUCCUAUCCAGCUACGAGAAGAAUGUUCAUGUGAAAGAGGCGGGGGUGGUAAUUACGAGUGACAUCAGAACCAUGAAUGAAGUCGGCUGAAAUGAAACGGUACCAAAAGUGUCUGCGACUAUGAGACAGUAAAAUGUCAGUUGUGUGGGAUGUAAAUGAUUUUCUGUAAUCUUAUGACAUAAAAUGUAAAAAUAUUGAAAAUACUAUCUAAAAAAUUCACCGUUGCCCGAGACUUAAAUUACUUAUUAUUGCUGUGGGCCUACGUGACAUUAGUACAGAGUAUUUUUUGCUAUGUAGUUGGAUGAUGAUGAAUCUACUCUGAAUAUGUCACAUAAAACACUUAAACAUAAUGUCAGACUGUUUCUGCUACUGAAAUAAAGGGUGGAAAAGUAGCCUAAAGUUAGUGACUGAUGAAGUGUAUCUGACCCAAAUGUGGCAUUUAUAAUAACAGGAGCCAGUUAACAGUGUGUGGAUUAUUGUUGUGUCCUAGUUCUCAUCAUGUAGGUAUAUAGCAAUAAAUGGGAUAUUCAUUUUUUUGCCUGAGACUCUGGACUUUGGUCCUUGGAUACUUUUUUCUUCAGUGAUCUGAUUGGUCAGAGGUCGUGGUGUUUAUAGCCUGUGAUCCGAUACUCUGGAGCAUGUUAGCUGUUAAGAAUAAGUUACCUCCCUAACUUCAAAUCCUGCUUCGAAGUACACGCCUAAUGUCUGUCUCUGUAGGGAUCCUUUCCAUAAUGUUGUCCGACAUUUAUAAUAACAAUGUGAGCCUGUCAGUAGCAAAAAAAGCACUUGUAGUGGACAUACAUUAAGGGUGUGAACAUUCCUCGAGGGGUUACAUCGUAGCCUGUUUCGCAGCUGCCGGCCGCAGCGCUCUCACUCAAUACUGGACCCCUUUUUAAAAGUGGUUGUUCCCAUUGGUUACUCAGACCCAAGAUAGGGUAAAGGUUGAAAAAUAUCAACAUUUUCCUUUAAUUAUUUGUGUCUUCAAGAUCACAUUUUUUUUUUUUUUUAGAAAAGUAAAACAUACUCUCUUUUUGUUAGUGCAGCUCAGCAAGGAAACAUUGUUCAUGACAGAGGGGCUUUUAUUUUACAAAAGGACUCAUUUUAAUAUGGACAUUCACUUUACAUGUUGGACUCAGACUGUAGACUUUGUCCCCCCGUCACUGACACUGAGAUCUCCUUUGGACAGGAGGAAUCAUUACAGCCACCGAUCACGCUCUCAGUGUACAGAUGGUGUUGAGAUACGUGUUGAGAUAAACUUGAAGGCAAAAAACGAAGCUGUCCGUUAACUCUGUAGGUCACCUGCAAACACUGACAGCAGGUUCUUCCUCCUGUCAGUCAGUGUUGCUGCUGUGAAGGUGACUCUGACGGCCUGCCUGACAAAAUGUUGGUGGAUCCCCCUUAUCUGAUCUCAGACCUUAAUUCCUGUCACCGCUAUCGCACUCGAUACGGUGAGCAACUGAGCCAUUGUAAAUCUGGAUCAGUCAUACCUGCAUUACUGCAGUCACAACAAAAAACCUUUCCCCUGGUAAACUGAGUGUGUAGUUACAUGCCUGUGUGCUGUUAGGCAGAGAUGUGGACUUGAGUUUCAGUGACACUGUCUUUGGAUAGUCCACCUACAGAUAGUUGAAAUUCACCAAUUCAGCCAUGUCACUUUUUCCAUGUGAGAUUAUUUUUUCAAUUAAUCGACCAGUUGUUUGAUCUAUAAAAUGUCAGAGAAUCGUGAAUGAUGCGAUCAAUGUUUCCCCAAGUCCUCAAAUGUUUUGUUUUGUCCACAACCCAAAGACAUUCAGUUUACUGUCAUAGAGGAGCGAUGAAACAUAGACAACAACAGGAAAUAUUCACAUUUGAGAAGCUGGAAUCAGAUUUGUCUUUUCCUAAAUAAUCACUCAAACUGAUUGUUUUUUUUUAGUUUUGUUUUUUAAGAUAUUUUUUGGGGCAUUUUUAGCCUAUAAUGGAUAGGACAGACAAGUGUGAAAGAGGGAGAGAGAGAGAGAGGGAGUGACGUGCAGCAAAAGGUCACAGGCUGGAGUCGAACCCGGGCCGCUGCGGCAACAGCCUUGUACAUGGGGCGUCUGCUCUACCACUAAGCCACCGACGCCCCACUCAAACUGAUUGUUGAUUACUAAAUUAGUUGGGGAUAUAUCAAACAGGUGACAACUAAUCGAAUUGUCAUUGCAACUGUAGUCUCCAGAUGUUUGAUUGUAGAAUAUGUUAGAUAAUUGACUACAUAUUCCAGAGUAAUCUAGAUCAGUGGUUCCCAACUACUUGAUUUGGCCAUGUCUUUGAGCUAGUUUAUUGUCUCUGUUCAGUAGCUGUCCAUUAGUCACUCACUCCACAGCAGGAAACAGCACUAUAAAAUAAAAGCUCUGUGCUGGAAAUUCACUGUACUUCAAAUAAAGUGUGUUUUUUACAAACUUGACAUGUUUGCAAGUCACUUGCAGUCCAUUCAGAAUGGACCUGCGACCCACUUUUGGACCGCGACCCACCAGUUGGGAACCACUGAUCUAGUGGAAUUUGUUUACUCAACCAAUAGAUCAAAUUCAACUAAAUAAAUAUAAGAACAGUUGGUGAAUUGUCUCCAUUUACUGUACAGAUAAUUUGUUAAACAUCUACAGUAGAAAGUGAAACAGCUGAAUUGUUGAAUCUCAUAAAAUAAGCUUUUGAAUACUCUAAAUAAACUCUAUAAACUAUCUGUAGGUGGACUAUCCAAAUUAAGUGUCACCCAAGUCAGAAAUUUGAAGACGUGAGACUUGACAAAAUCACAACGACUUUUACCUCGACUUGGACUGUAACACCAGUAACUCGGGACUUCAUUAAGACUCGAGCCAUUUGACUUGAAAAUACCUGACACAUUCCUCUAAGCCCAAAGAUUAAA
Messenger RNA from Epinephelus fuscoguttatus (brown-marbled grouper), 4658 nucleotides. RefSeq names its product heme binding protein 2 (gene hebp2). The record is from RefSeq and is a predicted model, not a curated record. The transcript is spliced from 5 exons. Gene Ontology annotation, cellular component: cytoplasm. Bases 96 to 671 code for a protein of 191 amino acids. Lineage: Eukaryota; Metazoa; Chordata; Actinopteri; Perciformes; Serranidae.